UGCCAGAAAAGGAUCCGCAGGAGCCCGGGCCUGAGAUGAGCUUAGAAUCCCUGUUUCAGCACAUCCUCUUCACCGAGCACCAGGCUGAGGAGAGUCGCCGUUUGAUGCGAGAAGUAAGGUCGGAAAUAACCAGAUGUCGUGAAAAAAUUAAGGAAGCAACACAGGAGCUGAAUGAAGAGAAAAUCAAGCUGGAAUCUAAGGCUCAGCAGUUUUCUGAAAAAUCCUUCCUCUUACAGCUUUUAAAAACAUAUGAAAAUGCUUUAGAAAGACAGUACAGUGAAAUUACAAACCAAAGGAAUAUGCUUCUCCAAACCUUUGAUGCUACAAAGAAAAAAAUGACAGAGGAGGAGGAAAAAUUUAUUAAGGAAAUUACAGACUUCAAUAAUGAGUAUGAAAUAACAAAGAAAAGAGAGCUUUUGAUGAAAGAAAAUGUCAAGAUUGAAAUAUCCGACUUAAAAAACCAGGCAAACAUUUUGAAAACGG
Messenger RNA from Galeopterus variegatus (Sunda flying lemur), 483 nucleotides. RefSeq names its product coiled-coil domain-containing protein 172. Lineage: Eukaryota; Metazoa; Chordata; Mammalia; Dermoptera; Cynocephalidae. The record is from RefSeq and is a predicted model, not a curated record. The annotation marks the transcript as partial. Gene Ontology annotation, cellular component: cytoplasm. The transcript is spliced from 4 exons.